Molecule: messenger RNA, 1555 nt
Organism: Hypoxylon fragiforme
Lineage: Eukaryota; Fungi; Ascomycota; Sordariomycetes; Xylariales; Hypoxylaceae
Product: NAD(P)-binding protein
Exons: 2
Coding region: 308-1426 (372 amino acids)
Molecular function (GO): oxidoreductase activity
Source: RefSeq, a predicted model, not a curated record
GGGGAGGGGAGGUUAGAAUGAGGUUAUUCCAAUGAAUCUUACAAAGUAAAGGGACUAAAGAUUUACACGCAGUUAUACCAAGUUUCCAGGAACAGGUGAUAGGUAUACCUAUGGUAGGAAACCUUGAAAACUAAUGCCAGUUUCAUCGUUACCUACUUAUGCUAGACAUGGAGCGUAAGAUCUCGUUUACUUCCUUUUCUUUCCUUCAAGGUAUUGGAGUCAUAUUAGGCAGGUAAGUAUUACAUACUAGGUAGGCAGGCUGGCAGGCUUGGAGCUUAAAGCUUAGCACGUAACAGUCUUAAGGUGCAUGUGGAGUUUAGAUGACAAAGCUGGAGGCUUUCAAUGCUUAUUAGUAACUACCUACACGAAACCUCUUGUUCGGUUAAGUUACCCCACAAUAGUAUUCGAAUUUCAUCGACUUCCUCGAGAUUCACUAUAUCUUUACUCCAUACUCUAUCAGUCAAUGAUGGCCACGCAACUCCCAUCGAAGCUCCUCAUCAUCGGAGCGACUGGCAAUAUUGGGAAACAUAUUGCCAACGCCGUCAUCUUUGCAGAACCUCGUAUCGCAUCACAGAUUCUCGUUUUGACUUCGUUGGCCACAGCAUCUAGUCCAGAAAAGCAGACCCUACUAUCAUCUUGGAAGUCUCAGGGGGUUUCGGUCAUCACAGGUGAUAUCAGCAGUGCUGAUGAUGUCCGGAACGCCUACAGUGGCGUCGAUACGGUCAUCUCUUGCUUGGGGAGAAAUGCAAUAGCCAGCCAAAUUGAGCUACUCAAGCUCGCGGAAGCGAGCAAAGAUGUGAAAUGGUUCUUCCCUAGUGAAUACGGCACCGACAUCGAAUAUAAUGCCUCGAGCAAGGACGAAGAACCGCACCAAAACAAGCUCAGAGUGAGAGAGUUCAUCCGUGAUGACGUGAAGAGGAUCAAGUGUACCUACAUCGUCACCGGCCCGUACCCUGAAAUGUACCUGACGCUUAGCCCAGCGGCUCCAGAAGCUGGGGGCUUUGAUCUGAAGUCUAAGAAAGCAAUAAUAGUUGAAUCGGGUGAGGGGAAGAUCGGAUUCACAAGCAUGCCCGAUGUUGGUAAGCUUGUCGCCGCAGCUCUUCGGAGCCCUGAGGUAUCAAUGGGGAAAGUUCUCAAGGUCCAAUCAUUCGUGACGACCCCAAAUGCUAUUGUAGAGGAACUCGAGAAGCAAACAGGGACGAAUUGGUCAGUUCAGCAUAGAUCGAUGGAGAGCCUCCGGAAGGUCGAGAAAGAGAGCUGGAAUAGUAAUAAUCCACUUGCCACACUAUACACCCUAAGACGCAUAUGGGCAGAGGGUGGCACAUUAUACGACAAGACAGACAACGAGCUAUUAGGUCUUACACCCGAGGACAUGGAGUCAUUGAGUACUAUUGUAGAGAGAGCUGUGAAUGGGAAAGGGCACUAAGGUUAACUUAGAGGUAGGGAGACGCGUGAUUAGCAAGUCCAAUAAAUUUCACCUCAAUAAUCCCACAUAAUGAAUAAUGUAUUCAAUAGGUAUAUAGCUUUAGUUAUCCAGUGCAUGCAUUUAUCGUAA